This is a messenger RNA of Trematosphaeria pertusa, 1026 nucleotides long. RefSeq lists its product as uncharacterized. The transcript has 2 exons. Lineage: Eukaryota; Fungi; Ascomycota; Dothideomycetes; Pleosporales; Trematosphaeriaceae. The coding region runs from base 1 to 1026 and encodes 341 amino acids. The record is from RefSeq and is a predicted model, not a curated record.
AUGAGGAAUUUUACUCUCGUGGGCUCACUCAUCGCUCUCGCAGCUGCAGCGGACAGCGCAGACACAGCAUGGAGCUAUCUGCCAGACAAGACGGCUGCCUGGUACAAGGAGCAUGGACAAGCACUCCCAGAGCUGGCGCCGGCUAUCACGACGGUGACGGCGAACAAGAGCUAUGUCGUGAAGCUGGAGUGCGUGGGAUGUCCGUUCCGCGUCCGCGAGCUGUAUGAGGUUGUGGAGCACUGGCAGGAGCCGCCGCAGGAGAACUCCUUGCUGCUCAACUUCACCGUUGACGACGCUCGCCCCGGCCUCCUGCUCAACGGCAAACGGAUCGCGCCCCUCGACCCGAUGCCACUCAGCAUAUCUGCGUUCCAGACACCCGCAAACCUGUCGCAGGACACAAUGACGAAGAUGACGACGCAGCACAUGCUGGACCGGAGCUGGGUCGUCGGCACAAAGUACGGGACGUUCGAGCUGCAGUACGAGCACGCCGUCAUCGGGACUCGCGCGUUCGGCAGGAACUGGAUCCAGUUCGACGUCACCGCCGUGCACCAGCGCUCCACGUACAACGCAGCCAGCGCGAAGCUCGACAAGGAGGGCCAGAAGAUGGUGCAGAUCCUGCUGCGCGAGCCGGUGGACAGGGCCGAGCUGUACAUCGAGGACGUACAGGUCGUGGAGCGCGAGGACCGCGUGAAGCCGUUCAAGAUGAAGUGCGGCAAGCUCGCUAUGAUGCGGACCGAGUAUAACCCCCUGGAGUGGGAUUACUACGGGAAGAUUGGCACGGUUACGAGGACGUUGCGUUUGAUGCUUUCGAGUAUCACGGAUUCCUGGGGCGUUCUCACGUUCUGGGCUGUUGUGAUCAGCGCGGCCGUUUUCUUCCGUCGGCGCAUCGUGCGCGAGCAGCAGGAGAAAGCUCUUGCGGAAGCCAGGGAAGAGGCCGAGGCAGCGCUAUUGGCGUCUGAUUAUUCGGCUGAGCCGCCAGCGUACUCUGAUAUCUCAGGGCCUGAAGAGAAGACGGAAGAGGUUUGA